Erinaceus europaeus (western European hedgehog) is the source of this 853-nucleotide messenger RNA. It is a transcript of the gene CALM3, whose product is annotated as calmodulin 3. The transcript has 6 exons. Lineage: Eukaryota; Metazoa; Chordata; Mammalia; Eulipotyphla; Erinaceidae. Gene Ontology annotation, molecular function: calcium ion binding. The record is from RefSeq and is a predicted model, not a curated record. Bases 261 to 710 code for a protein of 149 amino acids.
GAGAGCCGCGCGCGAGCCCGUCGGCGCGGAGGGAUCCUCAGGCACCGCAGUGCGGCGGCGUGCGAGCAGGGCGGGGCGGGGCCGGGCGAGGCGGGGCGCGCGCGGCGGCCGUUGAGGGACCGUUGGGGCGGGCGGCGGCGGCGCGCGCUGCGGGCAGUGAGUGUGGAGGCGCGGACGCGCUGCGGAGCUCGAGCUGCUGCAGGUGCUGCCGCUGCCGGAGGAACCUCGAUCCCCGCGCUCCGGACGCCCCGGGCCUCGCCAUGGCUGACCAGCUGACCGAGGAGCAGAUCGCAGAGUUCAAAGAGGCCUUCUCCCUCUUCGACAAGGAUGGAGAUGGUACUAUUACCACCAAGGAGUUGGGGACAGUGAUGAGGUCCCUGGGGCAGAACCCCACUGAAGCAGAGCUACAGGACAUGAUCAACGAGGUGGAUGCGGACGGGAAUGGGACCAUUGACUUCCCGGAAUUCCUGACCAUGAUGGCCAGGAAGAUGAAAGACACAGACAGUGAGGAGGAGAUCCGAGAGGCCUUCCGUGUCUUUGACAAGGAUGGCAACGGUUACAUCAGUGCUGCGGAGCUGCGUCAUGUAAUGACGAAUCUGGGCGAGAAGCUCACGGACGAGGAAGUGGACGAGAUGAUCAGAGAGGCUGACAUCGAUGGAGACGGGCAGGUCAAUUACGAAGAGUUUGUACAGAUGAUGACCGCAAAGUGAAGGCCCGGGCAGCUGGCGAUGCCCGUCCUCUUGAUCUCUCUUCUCGCGCACUCUCUCUCCAACACUCCCCUGCGUCCCCCGGUUCUAGCAAACUCCAACUGAUUGACUGAGAAUCUGAUAAAGCAACAAAAGAUUUGUCCCAA